UUGGUAACCCACGCUCAGGCAGGCUCUGGCCCGGGCCUCAUAUACGGCUCACAGAGCUGCGCUCCCCAGAGCAUCACCGCUGGAACAGCUGGGGUUCCUUCACUCACGGGGCGUCCUGUUAACAUCAUGGUCGAGCAGUUUGUUGGAACCUGGACUUUAAUUUCCAGCGACAACUUCGAUGAGUACAUGAAAGCAGUCGGGAUGAGCUUUGCCUCUCGGCAAAUGGGCAGCCUGGCAAAGCCAGACCUGGUGGUCAGCCUGGAUGCGGAUGGGGUCAUUAAAAUAAAGGCUGAGAGUACCUUCAAGACCACCUCCAUAAAGUUCAAGCUCAAUGAAGAAUUCGACGAGACAACUGUGGAUGGACGAAACGCAAAGUCUAUCUUCACCCUUGAGAAUGGAAAACUUGUGCAGAAACAGUCGUGGGAUGGAAAGACCACUACACUUGAACGAGAAGUUCAAGAUAAAAAACUAAUAGCAAAAUGUGUCAUGGACGAUGUCGUUGCCGUGAGGACUUACGAGAAGUCGGCAUGAGACUUUCUGAUUUGUUCCUUGACCUCUGGUAAACUAAAUGAAAGCAAUGAUUUGUUGAAUAAAAGAUGCCAAUAAAGUUUUUGAUUACAAUA
This is a messenger RNA of Menidia menidia (Atlantic silverside), 623 nucleotides long. NCBI's taxonomy places the organism in Eukaryota, Metazoa, Chordata, Actinopteri, Atheriniformes, Atherinopsidae. The record is from the annotation of a GenBank genome assembly.